ACAGUAUUUUUUUCCAUAGGUUUAAUAGCUGUCAGCACCUCCCAUCCCCGUCAAACAAGGUGCCAGGGAUGCCCCUCUGUGCUAUGAUCUAAUGCGGGGGUCAGCAACCUUUUUGAAACUUCGUGAUAAUUAUUUAUGGGGAUUUUGGUGUCACGCCCCUGCCCGCUGUAAACAUCAUUUUUGUUCUACCUAUCCACCACGGCUUUAAGCUCAAUGACCGGCGUGUAUUGGCACCCAAUAUAGUGGCGCCUGUGUCUUUAAGAGAGAAAGUAUAAAAUUUAAUGUGGAAGUGGAGGAGAGCCAGUGAGAGAGGAACGUGUGAAUUUAUCAACAUUUGUGCUUCCUUUCGCAAGCUGUGUGCCGAGGCUCCGUGCACCGGCAUGCGCCCUCUCCCAAGGCUUCUGAAGAGCACAUCCUCUCUCUCUCUCUCUCUCUCUCUCUCUCUCUCUCUCUCUCUCUCUCUCUCUCUCUCUCUCUCUUCCUCCCAUCUCCCCCUACCUCCCACCAGGGCGCUCCCUUACACACACCCAUACACACACUUACACAUUCACAUUCACACACACACACAAACACACACCGCCGGCGGGGAGCGCCGGCGCUGGACCGCGGCCAUCUCGCCACAGGGAAAGGAGUCCGAGCGAGGGCGAAGGGACAAAAGGGAAACAAAGCGGGAGUGGAGCGAGUGGAAGCCGGAGCCUGGCGCGAGGCGCAGGAGCGACCUUUACGUGGAGUGAAAAAGGAGGCGGGAACAAGGAAAGGGGAAAGGCGAUCACUGUCACGGCUGCAGUGUUCCUUGACGCAGCAUGGGCAAUGCACCAUCCCAAGCACAUGCCAGCAGGGCCUGUUAUCCCAAACAAGACCCAGAGCGCGGCGCCACUCACAUGAUCUCCACAGAUGACCUGGAGUAUCCGCGGGAGUAUCGGACGCUGGGCAACAGCGGCCGGCGCUUCUCCAAUGUGGGCCUAGUGCACACGUCGGAGCACCGGCACACGGUGACGGCGGCGCAGAGCCUGGAGGCGUUGACCAACCUACACAAGGCCGACAUGGAGCGCAAGCGGGAUGCCUUCAUGGACCACCUGAAGAGCAAAUACCAGCAGCAACAGCAGUUGCAGCAUCAGCACCACAACCCGCCGUCGCCCUCGCAGUCGCACGCCAGCAUGAGGGGAGGCUCAGAGAGGGCCGCGCGAGAACAGCAACAACCCAACUACUGGAGCUUUAAGAGCCGCAGCCCUCGCCAUUCCCAGUCCACCCAAUCGGGGCUGGCCGACCAAGCCACCAAGCUGUCCUUCGCCUCCGCCGAAUCCCUGGAGACCAUGUCCGAGGCCGACGUGCCCAUCGGCUUCAACAGGAUGAACCGCUUCCGCCAAAGCUUGCCCUUGUCGCGCUCCGCCAGCCAGAAUAAGCUACGGUCUCCAGAUGAAUAUGCAGGCGUGCUCUUCCUGCAGUACGGCGACGAGACGCGCCGUGUGCACAUCACCCACGAGCUGAGCAGCCUGGACACGCUGCACGCCCUCAUCGUGCACAUGUUCCCGCAGAAGCUGACGGCGGGCAUGCUCAAGUCGCCCAACACGGCCGUGCUGAUCAAGGACGAGGCGCGCAACGUCUUCUACGAGCUGGAGGACGUGCGCGACAUCCAGGACCGCAGCGUCAUCAAGAUCUACCGCAAGGAGCCCGUCUACGCCUCCUACCCGGCCGCCGUCCACCUGGCCAACGGGGACCUGCGGAGGGAGAUGGUGUACUCAUCCCGUGACUCUUCCCCGACUCGCCGCCUAAACACUCUCCCCUCGUCGUCGGGCUCCUCGGGCUCGCCGUCCCGCUCGCGCCUCUCCUACAGCGGCGGCCGCCCGCCUUCCUUCGCCGGGUCCCACGGGCCCCACGAGCAGGCCCGCCACCCUCACCACGCCGCGGUGGCAGCCGCCCACGUGGCCAACGCGGCCCUCUCGCCCUCACCCAGCGCCAUCCUGGAGCGGCGGGACGUCAAGCCGGACGAGGAGGUCUCGGCGAAGAACUUGGCUCUGAUGAAGAAUGAGUCCCUCUACGCCGACCCCUACAGCUUGAUGCACGAGGGCCGCCUCAGCAUUGCCUCCACGCAAUCCCUGGCGACCAUCGGAGACCCUUUCAGUUUCCCCGUGUCCUCGGGCUUGUACCGCCGCGGGUCUGUGCGCUCCCUCAGCACGUAUUCCGCCGCUGCCCUGCAGGGGGAGCUGGACGAUUCUCUCUACAAGCCCGGCGGGUCCUUAUACUCCGACACGUACUCAGCCACACUGGGCAUGGGCUUCCGCAUGCCGCCGUCGUCCCCGCAGAAGAUCCCCGACAUGCACUUGCGGGACAGAGACUCGUACUCGGGCUCGCCCAACCGGGCUUCGCCCGUCAGGCAAAACUUUCGGAAGGACUCGACGUCCUCCGUGUUCAUGGACAGUCCCAAAUCCAGACCCGGUUCUGGCUCUGAGCCUCUCUGUCUCACAGCUGGACCCGGGGAGGGAGGCAGGGCCACGCCCGGCUUUGGGUCAGCGCUGUCCGGACCAGAUGCUGAUGCGAGCAGGGAUCAUCGUCUUGAGCGCAUGGAGGCCAUGGAGAAGCAGAUCGCCAGUCUGACCGGCCUGGUCCAGAGCGUCCUGACCAGAGCGCCUGACAGCGACAGCACAUGCGGCUUGCUGCGCCUCUGCAUGAUGGCGGGCUGCCCUCCGGACCAGGGAGCCGACUUCUCACGGACAUUACCUUUCUCUUCCAGCGACAAGACUGACACCAACAGCGACGGCUCUGCCACCGGAACAGGACGGCAAAAGAAGAAAGCUCACACGCCGUCGGCCCCGCUGGCGCUGAUGCCGCCACCGCCGUCCAACUCGACGCCGCUGAACAACGUCAGCCGCCUGCAGAUGCAGCUGCACCUUCACGGGCUGCAGCAGAACGCCAACGACCUGCGCAAGCAGCUCGGGCAGUUGCGCAAGACGCAGCUCGAGAACCAGGACUCCAUGCGCACGCUGCUGAAGCGUACCGAGGCCGAGCUGAACGUGCGUGUGGCCGACGCCCUCCGCAAGCAAGAGGACCCCCUGCAAAGGCAGCGCCUCCUGGUGGAGGAGGAGAGGCUCAAGUACCUCAAUGAGGAGGAGCUCAUCAUCCAGCAGCUUCAUGACCUGGAGAAGUCGGUGGAGGACAUCCAGAAGGAGUCGUCCGUCAACCACAAGCUGGUGAGCGUGCAGGAGCUGGAGGAGAAGACGGCCGUCCUCCGAAAGUUGGGCGAGACGCUCACCGAGCUCAAGAACCAGUUCCCCAGCCUUCAGAGCAAGAUGCGGGUGGUGCUCCGGGUCGAAGUGGAGGCCGUCAAGUUCCUAAAGGAGGAGCCGCACAGGCUGGACGCCCUGCUGAAACGCUGCAAGACCAUCACGGAUACCCUCAAUGCCAUGCGCAAGUAUGCAACGGGGGGCGAGAGAAAGAAACACGAGGACUUCUCAUCGUCCAAGCACAACGAGGAUAUGAGGAAGUUCCCGGAUUUUGACCUCCCCACCAGCCCGCCCCUCGCCAUCAACGACCUCGGGGGAGGAAACAGCCUGUCCAACUGGAGCCCGCACACCAGCCUCGCCCGCCGCCACCAUGGGAACCCGGCAGGACAGCAUAAGGACAAUCAUCCGCCCGUCCCUCACAAGGGCAAAGCCCUGGAGGAGCUGGAACGCCGCAACGCUGCCGAUAAGGCGUUGUCUGUCGAGGUUCGCCUGGCUGCCGAGCGGGACUGGGAGGAGAAGCGGGCCAGCCUGACCCAGUACAGCGCUCAAGACAUCAACCGGCUGCUGGAGGAGACGCAGGCCGAGCUCAUGAAGGCCAUACCCGACCUGGACUUUGCCGCCAAGCAGAUCAAACCCUCCUCCAGUACGACGUCCUCGCAGGCUCCCCAGACGCCUCAGAGCGGAACGGCCACGCCCGAGCACCGCACCGUCAACAACAAGCCCCUGCAGAAGAAGGAAAGCGGAUCCAGACUAGGAUCUGAUGAGCUGACGGUGCCCCGCUACCGCACAGAGAAACCCUCCAAGUCCCCUCCGCCGCCUCCACCCAGACGCAGCUUCCCUUCUUCUCCGGGCUUGAUCACCCGCAGCGGGGAGCCCCUCAUUCCUGGGAAGAGCGUCAAGAAGUCCGACUCUGAGGAGGUGGAGAGCCAGAAGCCUCACGUGAAGUUAAGGAGGACGGUGUCGGAAAACCCUCGUCCGGCGUCCACGCCGCCGACGCUGUCCGGAGACAAGGCAGAUGCAGAGCAGGAGAAAAGUUCUGCCCAGUCAGAGGGCAGACCUUUGUGUUACGUUCCACACAUCAUGUUGACCCAGUGUCCCGUCCGAGAUGCGCCCCGUUGUUCCGUGACACCGAGCGCUUCGCCUCGUCGGCGCGAGCUGGAGUCGCAGCAUUCCCCGGGGGAAGACGUCAAACAGGAAGUGACUUUGCUCCUGACCGAGUCGGAGAUCAGGGCACUUUCGCCUUUCGAGGCCCACGAGCUGAGCGGCGCCAUGGGAGUCAUUUUGCAAACGCGCACCAUCUCCAAGCACACCGAGGCGCUCUCGGAGACGCACUUGAGCGAGCGGCCUCUGCUGCUUCUUUUCAGAGAGGAGGCCACGCUCAAGGAGGCCUACGGGCUCCUGCUUUCGAUUUUGGAGGCAUUGCCGCUGCAGCCCAAACCCAGAAUAAGAUCCUCCCCCAGUCAGCAGAGCUCUCUGGUGAUGGCUCUGAGGAGAGGGAUAGAAACGGGGGACAUGGUUCUAAAACUCCAACCGAGCCCCGACAGUAGGACUCCCGAUGGAGAUGCAAGUCUUUCGACAUCAGACCUGGCCUCCGUACAGUCCAAACCAGGAGAAAACUUCUGCCAGACGACCUACAAGAGGCUGGACAGUUUGGAGGAGACCAUUCGAGAGUUGGAGAUCACGUUACAGGAGUUCGGCGGCGGUUCCCGUGCCGAGGUUGUUGACGCCAAAACGAGCAAGAAACCGCCGGUCCCACCCAAGCCCUCAACAUCGAGACAGGGAGGGAACAGCGCCCUGUGCAAGGUCCCGCCAACUCCGGCCUCCAAGCUGAAGCAGCUGCAACAGCAGAACAGCACAGACAAGUUCAAAGGUGGCAAGAGGGAGGACUUCCUGAAGACCCAGCAGCAGGGAGCCGCGGGCGUUGAGUCGGGGAUCCGCCGCAGGAGGGCGGAGGGCCCCACGCUGAGGGCGUCGCCCGGCCAGGCCAAGGCACUGCUGGCCAGCCUGUCGGCCGCCGGCCUAAGCGCCGAGGCCCUGCUGCUGUCUUCCGCCCUGCGACAGCACCGCCUCCUCCGCGAACAGCAGCAGCAGCAACGGGCGUCCGCGUCCUCCCUGCCCUCGCCCAGCAGUCGCUCGCCCUCGCCCGCCUCCUCCUCGUCGCAGACGCCCACCGCCACCUUGUCCUCGUCCUCCUCGCCCACCACGCCCGUCCUGUCGCCCUGCUCGCCUACGUCGCUCAAGGCUAGUCUGGAGGGCCUCAGCAAGAAUACACGGUAACAGUGAAAGUGUCCCACGUGGACCAAUCUCAUGUGGUUCUGGAGGUCCAUGAAGGGAAUUCUCCCUCCAAAGCACAAAACUGGAGCCUUCCUGGUGAUCCCACCUGGUAUAAGCUGAUCCCGUUUUAAAACGUAGAGUUGCAAUAAUCGUCACCACGUGAGUCCACUCCGUAUACGCGUGCAUUUCAAUAAAAUGGGAUAUGGUGGAAAUCAAGCUCCAACUGCUUUUAAUGCUGAUUGGGAUCGAUUACCUCUUUAUCUAUAUGAUAAUAUUACGUCAAGAAACAAUGGAAUAAAAUAUAGAUUAACUAUAGAAAUUAAGGAAGGAUUAGAAGAAAUAUUUUCCGGUGUUUUUAAGGAAUCUGUAUCAUACAGAACAGGGAUGGGCAACUAGUAGAAAAAAAUUAAGAAAAUGUUUUGUUUUUUUUUUUGUUUGUUUUUUUUACAAACCGAAAUGAAUCUUCUUAAUUUGCUUAUAAACAUUCAAUAUAUAUUUUCCACUAAUAAUGAGGAGUGAUUGGGGGUGAUGAUCAAUUAUACGCAAAAAAAAAAAAAAAAAUCUACAAGUGUGUGAAUACGCUAGUGGUCGACUGUAGUAUUUUUUUUGCGGGUUUGAAAUGAUAAACAUCGUACCUCAGUUAUAUAAAAAAUUUGAGUGAGCUGUUUUUUGUGAAAAAAAAAAAAAUUAAAUUAGUUCUUGCACGUAAUGUUGGUUUCUUGUGAAGCAGGUUUGUGCUGACCUCGAAUGGUAAUUUUUCACCCCAUUGGUUGGGUUAGGAUCGAGGCUCUUGAAAAAUGUAUUCUUCAAAAUGAAAUGUUUACAGCACAUAUUUUGCACAUAUGCACAUAUUUUGUCCAUUUUUAAACUAGCAUUUUUGUCCUACAUCUGCUUAGGAAGUGCGUGAUCUCAUGUGCCCCCCCCCCCCCCAGUAGCACUGGUGAAAAAAUUAUCUUGCCCAUCCCUGAUAUAGAGUUUUACUUUCUGAAAUAGCCCGACCUUUUCUACCACAUUCAAAUUUAUUGACAUGCGUGUGUGUUUGUGUGUAAGCGUGUGUCAUGGUAAAGCUAUCUGGUGUUUUAAUUCAAGCCGAAGUGGUGCUGUUUACAUGAUCCUCUGACGGACAAAAGUAGUUUUAAAAAAAAAAAAAAACGAAUGAUGCGUUGGAUUACGGUCCAUGAAUCUUAAUUGUUCAUCUCAACAAAACAUUGUGGAUGGUGCUAAACAUUCCACUUUGUGGGCUCAGUUUGGGAAAGUUCAUUUUUCUUUUCCCAAUGCACAAAGGCAUGUUUUUGAAUGAAUUUGUUGUAUAAGAAUUUCAGACCACCCCUGGCCCCCCCACACUUAUUUUUUUGUAAUUAUAUGUUAUUAGGCGGCAGCACAGGCAUCACACAAAGGCCAAAUAUAAUACAGCAUAUUUAUAAUGUAACAAAGACUCCUCUCUAGAAAUGUUGAUUUGUGCAAUCUGAUGUUAACAUUUUGACAAUCACUGGCAUCACAAAAGCACCAAGCUCCCCCCAAGACAACAGGCCCUGCCUGCAUUCACACUUCAUACUGUUAACACGUCCCAAGACCCGAGUAAGCACAACUGUUGUUACCCCUUUAAAAAUAAACUUCAGUUCUAAUGUAACACCGGAAAGCAGCCUUACGAGCAGCUCAUCGUGCCGACUUUUUCCUGCCAAACAUUUGACCGACAACAAAACGUACACGAAGACUUUAAACGAGCGAGCGCUGUCGCCUCUGAAUUACAUUUUAAUGACGAAGCACAACAUGUCUUAAUUCAACACUGUGUGUAUGUGUGUGUAUACAUGUAACUCAAAUAUCCUGCUUGUGCCUCAUUUGGUUUCCAUCCGCACAGUUUGCAAGCACUGCUAGACUGCUAUCAUUUUCUCAAUCACAAAAAAACCCUUUAUAGAUCCCUGCCUAUAUGACGCCUUAACAGUUUCAUUUGAGGAACUUUUUACUUUUUUUUUUUAACAUUGUAGCCAUGAUUCUGGAGAUGAUCGUAAAACUGUUUUUCACUGAUUCACUUUUUUGGGUGUGGCUUAAAUGGAUGUCAGCGCGAGUCUCCCCUCCCCCGCUGCAUAAGAAUUUGAGCGCCUUCAUUCGCAUCUACGGUUAUCUGAGGCAAUUGCAGUGUGUAGUUAGCUAGCUAGCUAUGCUCACGCCCUAAAAAAAAAAAAACACCUUUGGACAGUAUGCUGGCUACUUUAGAGUGCCUCGUUGUCAGCCACGAGUACGCACUUAUCAUACUGAGAAAGAAAAAGCAGCGAGGAGGGGAGUUUUUUUUUUUUCCUAAGAUUUACUUGACAGAUUUACUUUGGGCUGACGUGACAGCUUUAGAGCGCCACGUUGUUAGCUGUCAUGCAGAGAAGUCCGACUUGACAGCCACGAUGUGGACCAGGGCUUUGGACUUGCGCAGCCACUUUAGAGUGCCUCACUGUGAUGGCAGUUUUUCUUCUUUUUUUCUUUUUUUCCACCGCUCAUACAAUUGUGAAUAAUUGUAAUAGCUAAAUGAAAGCAGUAAAAAUAGUAGGCAGUAAUGUCAACUUGGACCCGGCGAAA
Hippocampus comes (tiger tail seahorse) is the source of this 8060-nucleotide messenger RNA. RefSeq names its product SRC kinase signaling inhibitor 1a (gene srcin1a). Gene Ontology annotation, biological process: regulation of dendritic spine morphogenesis. The record is from RefSeq and is a predicted model, not a curated record. Bases 804 to 5498 code for a protein of 1564 amino acids. Lineage: Eukaryota; Metazoa; Chordata; Actinopteri; Syngnathiformes; Syngnathidae. Gene Ontology annotation, cellular component: actin cytoskeleton; cytoplasm; postsynaptic density. The transcript is spliced from 22 exons.